Messenger RNA from Notolabrus celidotus (New Zealand spotty), 7708 nucleotides. RefSeq names its product pleckstrin homology domain-containing family G member 3-like. Gene Ontology annotation, molecular function: guanyl-nucleotide exchange factor activity. The coding region runs from base 102 to 4082 and encodes 1326 amino acids. The transcript is spliced from 18 exons. NCBI's taxonomy places the organism in Eukaryota, Metazoa, Chordata, Actinopteri, Labriformes, Labridae. The record is from RefSeq and is a predicted model, not a curated record.
CCCUGCAGACAGACAGAGAGGAACUCGGAGCUCAGAGUGGAUGCAGCUGAUGAAGAGGACUGAAGCAGUCUGAGGAUCCAGUCCGCUGAGGUGACGGCGUGAUGCCUGAAGACUCUCACAGCUCCACACAUGGCGUCCCAAUGGAUGAAGAGUCCCCCCACCUCUCCACCGCCUCUGUCAGCAGUAAUGAGCGUGCGCCAUCGGCCACGCCCUCCGACUCAUCGGAGCCCCGCCCACUGAGCAUCAUCUCCACGCUGUCCUCGGGGUCAGGGUCCUCCCGAGACGAAAACCCCGCCCACGCGCCGUCCGCCCAGACCCCAGACGACGACCUGGGCCUUGACAAGAGGGGGCGGAGCCUGGGCCUCAUAAAUAAUAACAAAAACAAAGAGACUCCGCCCACUCACCAGCAGACCUUCAUCAUGGCUCCUCAGCUGACCUACCUGGACCGUGUCAUCAUGGAGAUCAUUGAGACGGAGAGGAUGUACGUGAGAGACCUGCGCAUGAUCGUAGAGGAUUACCUGGCUAACAUCAUCGAUCAGUGCGACCUGUCCAUCCGUCCCGAGCAGGUGUGCGCUCUGUUUGGAAACAUCGAGGACAUCUACGAGUUCAACAGCGAGCUGCUUCAGGCUCUCGACAUGUGUGACAACGACCCGGUGGCCGUGGCUCGCUGCUUCGUCAUGAAGAGCGAGUACUUCGAGAUCUACACUCAGUACUGCACCAACUACCCAAACUCGGUGGCAGCGCUGACGGAGUGCAUGAGGAUCAAAUCCCUGGCUAAGUUCUUCCGGGAGCGUCAGGCGUCCCUGAAGCGCUCGCUGCCUCUGGGUUCUUACCUGCUCAAACCUGUUCAGAGGAUCCUCAAAUACCACCUGCUGCUCCAGGAGAUAGCGAAGCACUUCGACCCGUUAGAGGAGGGUUAUGAGGUGGUGGAGGAGGCCAUCUACACCAUGACGGGGGUCGCCUGGUACAUCAACGACAUGAAGAGGAAGCACGAGCACGCCGUCAGGCUGCAGGAGGUCCAGUCUCUGCUGCUGAACUGGAAAGGUCCUGACCUCACCACAUACGGGGAACUGGUCCUGGAGGGAACCUUCAAAGUCCACCGAGCCAAGAACGAGAGGACGCUGUUCCUGUUCGACCGCAUGCUGCUGAUCACCAAACGACGUGGAGAGCACUUCGUCUACAAGACACACAUCUCUUGCUCCACGCUGAUGCUGAUGGAAAGCGCCAAAGACUCUCUGAGCUUCAGUGUGACUCAUUACAAACAUCCCAAACAGCCUCACACCGUACAGGCGAGGACGGUGGAGGAGAAGAAGCUGUGGGCUCAUCACAUUAAACGCACCAUUCUGGAAAACCACCACGCCAUCAUCCCUCAGAAGGCCAAAGACGCCAUCUUGGAAAUGAAUCCAACAUACCCUCCACGGUAUCGUUACAGUCCUGAGCGGCUGAAGAAAGCUUCAUCUUUUCAGUCUGAUGAGUUUCACCCAGACGGACGUCAGGGACGACGACAGUCUGAGCCCGACAAACAGACGGUGAAGAGCAGCAAAGAUCUCACAGCAGCCAUCAAGCUGCAGGAGCUCGGGGGAGGCGGAGUCUCUGCUGAUGGCUGCAACAAAGAAAAUGUCAGAUUGUCUGAAGAUGGGGAGGGGGGAGGAGCUAAAGCAACAUUUGAGCAGACCUCCACGUAUAAAACACCACAGAAGAAGACUUCAGAGUCCAAACUGACAGAAAACCUAGAACCAGAAUUCUCCUCUGUUUCCGACGGUUCAUCAACUACGCCUGCCCGGACCUCAGUGUCCCCUCAAAGGUCAGAGCUGAACCCUGAGAGAGAUCCAGAGCACAUAGAGGAGCGGUCCUCCGCCACGCCCGACUCAGACUCUAAAACCCUGAGCAGUGCGGAGUCCUCCGAGGACGAGGAGGACGUGAAGGGGGCAGCAGAGAAAGAGACCGGAGCCAGGAGCAUCCUUCCUUCCUCUGUCCUGGACAAAGCCAGCGCCAUCGCUCAACACUUCACUAACAGUAUAAAACGAGGCAGCCUGGUCCAGGACGACACUCGCUCCCUCGGCUGUGCCUCACCUCGCGUCCUCAGCCGGACCAGCAGCAGCGUCAGUCUCAACCCUGAACCCUCAGACCGAGCUUUGAGGCUCAGCAGUGCCUGUUCUGAUCCUCCAGAGACCUUCGGCACCACAGAUCUGACCCUCCUGUCUCCUCGGGACGAUAGCCUCUUUGACACUGACAGAGGCAUCCGGCGGAGACGGGACUCGACCCUGUCCAAACAGGACCAGAUCCUCAUCGGGAAAAUCAAGAACUACUACGAGAACGCCGAGAGCAGGGAUGCCACCUUCUGCCUCCAGCGCAGGGAGAGUCUGACCUACAUCCCAACUGGGCUGGUGAGGAGCUCUGUCAGCCGGUUCAACUGCCCCCAAAAGGAUGAUCCUGUCCAAACAGACCCCACAGCAGACUCAAAUCCAGCUUUACCCAUAGAGACCCCCGCUCACAUGGUCGCACAUGACUCUUUGGAUCAUUCUAAGGCUGACCUGGCAAACAAAGAUCCAGAAGUCUCAGGAGGAAGGCACAGGUCCAGAUCUCAAACUGUGCAGGACAGUCCUCUUGAGGAAGAGGAGUUCAGACCUUCAUCUGAAAUGAUCAAGAUCUGGCAAACGAUGGAGCAAGAGAUUGACAGAUCCCAAAGUCAGCACGGGGGACACGGUCGAUCUCGUAAAGCUUUAAGAAACUCCAGAGUGCCUGGUGACCUUUCUGAGACCACAAAGACCCCAAACAAACUCAGCGACCGAGACAGUGUGCCAUCUGACCUUAGCACCAUCACAGAGGAAUCCACGAGUCCUCUCUCCCUCAAGCACAAAGCCUCUGGUGUGACUCAGACGGGACAUCUCAGAGACACUCUGAGGACCUUCAGGGAAGAGAUCGUCCUCAGGGCUCAGGUCCCUCGGGUCGCCCAGCUAAGGGCGGAGCUAGAGGGGGAAAGACGCAGCAAGGAUUCAAACCAGCUGGACGAUGCAGACAAAACUAAGAGCAAAGUCCUCCACCUAGCUCGACAGUACAGCCAGCGAAUCAAGACCCCCAAUCCGGCGGUCCGACAGUGCCUCCAGAUCAGCAAGAAGAGCUUACCCUGUGUGGUGGAGGAGAAGGAGAGCGCAGGUAAAUCACACCUGACUCUGCCCCUGGUUUCUCAAAACCAGUCAGCCUCUCUACCACUGAGUCCUGUGGACCAGGUCCCCCCUCCUGCCCAUGGCCUCACCUCUAGUUCAGUGGGCAGCUCCAGAGGGGUUUCCCCGGGCCGGGCUCAGUCCCACAGCCCCCUCAGUCCAACACCUCCCAUCGAGGGCUUCAACUGGCCCGACGUCAGCGAACUCCGCUCCAAGUACGCCAUUCACAGUCGCGCCCAGAAGAGUGCCGUCGGCCGGAGUCGCUCCAUCCCGGAGCAGAUCUCUGAAGGUGUUCUGAGAAGACACUCCAGCUACUUCUCCAGCCUGCCUCGCACAGAUGAUGCUCCAAGUGGGCUUCCUUCCCAAAAUCCUCAGGGGGAGGUUGGCAGAGAGGAACGCACCAAGCGGCUUCUCAGAGCCAACUCUCUGGACCCUCGGCUGUGCGGAGAACAAAUGAUGGAGCUGCUGAAGCUACAGGACCAGGUCUCUAUCGACGGUUUCUACGUCGCAGCUGAGGCGAUGCUACCGAGCGACCCUGAACAGAAGAUCAUCGUGAUGGAGAAGCUUCCAGAGCCUGAGUCGCAGCCCGGGUCAGAACCUGCUGAGACAGACAAUGAAUCCAAAGAAGAUGACAGCUACAUCCAGAUCCGUUCACCAACCAGCAGGGAGAAACUCUCCAUCAUGGCCGUUAUCGACCGCUGCCGGGCCUAUCAGGAGUCUGACGAAUACAAACAGAGGGAGGAAGUGAGAGCCAAAUCUGAUCCUUCGAAGCCUCAAGAGCCGGACACCGCCGCAGCAUCCUCCAACGAUCAGGACGAAGAGUCCCCGAAAACAAGAUCAGGCUGCGGGCUGAAGACGGAGGCGGGUCAGCAGAGCAUGGUGAAGAAUCUGAGGGAAAAGUUCCUGAAUCUGAGCUGAAUAAAAACGCAACCAAAGAACUUCAAAAUAAAACUCAGAGACACUGUAACUCAGAAACUCAGUGUGGAGUCACGCUGAGAGCAGCCAGAGGAAUAAAACACUGACGGAUUUAUCUCUCCUGAUCAUAGAAAGAUUAUAAUUUAAUUUUAAAAAGAACGGAAAACUCUCAACUUGUCUUAAAACUCAUAAAUUAUUUGGCUCUUAAAAAAAAAAAGGAGUGUGAAGAAGACGGUUUAUAUUUCAUACAACAGCUUUUUAUAAAACCAUCUAAAAACAACAGUAUGAAAAUCUUUCCCAGCGUCCUCUCCGGCGUUUUGUAUUUACAUAUUUAAAUGUCUGUCUUUGUUAUGUCCUCACAUUAUAUUUGUCUGAACUCUGUGUAAAGCACCUUUUUGUACAGGAUGUGAGGAUGUGUUUGGAGUUUUUCCUCUGCAGUGAAAAGUUUUUAAAGAAUUGUCAAGACACUAACGUCAUUCAGGUUUUACCGACGUGUUCUCUCUGCAGCUCUUAAAGCGUCAUGUCAGAGCCACAGCAAAGAUUCAGAUUAAAUCUAACCCAUGUGGAUUACUGCUACGAGGACUAACCACUAAAUGUGACUGAACAUAAGGCUGAUUUAUACUUCUGCGUCGAAUCGAUGGCGUAGCCUACGCCGUAGGUCCGCGUAGCUCCCGUACCUACGCAGAGGCCUACGCACGUAGCUGACGUGCACCUCCUCCAAAAUGUAACUACGCGUAGAGCCGACGCGGACCGCAAGCUCUGUGAUUGGUCCGCUCGACGGCUUGGUCUUUCCCGCAUUCACAGCACUUCCGGGAUCCCGGACAUCGGCCACAUAUCGGCCGUGUAUUUCAUCUCCUCCUCUCUAUUCUUCAUGUAAUCAUGUCUGUAUGAUAAACAGCAACAUGUAUCAGCUGUAGAUUAACAGAACACGCUCUGAAACUCUGUGGAAAAGUAAACAGAGAUCGUAGCGGGACCGGAAGCAGGCGACCGGCUAUCAGAGAGACCGCACUGCCCUCAAGCGUUUCGGAGGAGAAUUGCUGCGCGACACGGACACAUCGACGCACAAGUAUGUGGGCUCAUGUCCGCGUCAGCCCCUGCUGCGUAGGGGCGACGCAGAAGUAUAAAUCAGCCUUAAGACUUCCCUUUAUUCUGUCAGAUUAUCAGCUGCUGCUUCCUCUCAGAAGAACGGUCAACUGUUAAAAUAAUCCUCUACUUCUUCGUCCUCUCCACUGUUCAAUAUUUCAGGUAGAUUAUUUUCAUCGGACAGGACAGAAACCAGGAUAUGUUAGCCUAGCUUAGCACAAAGGCCAAAGAUCUGACCGCCCUCGCUCAAAAACUGAAGGCGGGAGGAACUGCUAGCGUAGCAUCUCCAAAAUUCACUUUAAGACACCUCUGUAGUAGGGAUGUACAUUUUAAGUAUUUUCCAUGAUCGAUUUUUGGAAAUGUUAACGAUCAAUUAUCGAUUAAUCAAUAAAAAAAAUUAUAUUCUUAUGUGAAAAACAAAGCCAAAUAUAGUUUUUCCCCCUAAAUUAUAUUUUCUACAGCAAAAACAUGAAUAUAUCUGACGGUAUUGAAUACAUGUUUAACACUGAUAUCAACCAUCAGGCUCGUAAAAAUAUUCUCAACGGACAUGGUCUUAUAAUGUGAAGGCUCAUAAUACUAACAGGAACGUACCAGUCCAGUUUUCUGUCUACUCGUUCUUAUUGAGACAAAUAAACGUGUGUAUUCGGUCAGGUGUCAGCUGGGAGCUCAACCGGGUCAGAAUCAGUCCAGCAGCAGAAAAGCCCAGACGGCUCUGAUGUUGCUGCUCUGCAAACAUAGCGUACGAGCAAUUCCCACCAGUCUGUUGGAUUUGUAUCUGAAGGUGGGAAAUGUCCUGUUUAUAGUUGUCAACCUUCGUGUCUGUGUCGUUGGCAGCAGUUGCGUAUUGUAUAAAAUAUGGACGUAGUAUCCGUGAGCGCUGUUUUGAAGCCAAUUGACGGCGGCAGCCAUAUUGGAAAUGCGGAACUCAACCAGGCACAGUGUGACGUAAAGGGGCGGAGUUUGAGCCUCUUAGCCAACAGCUAUGUGUUCCUUAUUUGGGCAAAAACUCGUAAUCUUAAUACCUUCUGAACCGUCAUGUUAGAAAAAAAUUCACCCCCAUACAGUGUGUGCCGCUAGAGAUUAGCUACGUAGAGCCAAGCCGUUUUUUAAACCAGGCUGUAAACAUGUUUAUUAAUGCUGCAAAGAUCGCCUUUUUCCAUUCAUGUGUAUGUGGUUUCCGGUGUUUCUGCAGCCAGCCUCAAGUGGAUUCUCGAUGAACUGCAGUUUAUAACACUUUCGCAUGGGCUUCAUCGUUUGAAACCGGAGGUUGCCGCUUGAUUGAUCCUCUUUAAAAAAAAAGCGCUCAUGGAGACCUGUCACUCAGCCGCAGCCGCCAGCUGAGCGUCUCCACUGUGGGAAACACCUUUAACAGCUGAUUCACUGAUCAAACCUCCCUGAUAGCUGAACCAAAUAUGAGACCACUUGAUGUUUGUUCCACUUGACAGAAAAUUGCGUGUUUUGAGUUUAAUCCAUAAUCGAUGAAUUGUGUACAUCCCUACUCUGGAGCCUUUAAACUUUAUCCUGAGCCUGACCACAGAAUAAUGCUAGCUAUCGUACCAAAACCACUGAGAGCAGGUAACAUUCAGCUGUUUGAAAUAUCCAAAACGUGUUUAAAAUGUAGAGCAAUUAUGAGAUAUUUAAUAUUUUAGUGUUUGUUUCAGGUCAGUACUAAAUUAUAUACUCAUGUUUAUCUGGGAUGAAAACAGGACUUGAAUCAGACCUCACGUUCAUUUAGCACAUUCAUAAAUAAAUACUGCAUACUAAUCUGUAAAUAAUAAACAUGUACUGAUAGAUAUUCUAUAAAUGAUCUGUAACAAUAAGAUGGUCUCUUUUGAAAUGACUGCACGUUUGAUGGUGUCAGCUCUAGUUUAAAUAUAUAUUCACUGUUUUAUUUUCAGUAGUUUCACAGCUUAUAAUCAGCAGCAUAAUGUCACCAAGACAUGACUUUAAACUGAAGCAUCAAUAGAUGACCCAAUCAGCUCUACUAAAACAUAAUUAUGUAAUUAAACAACAUAAAAACAUGGAUUAAUCUUAAACAAUAAGAGCACGGACGGUUUAAUAUUUUUCCUUUAAAUUGAGCAAAAACAAACAUUUAACCUUCAGUGUACUAUUCUUGUUAUACAUAUAGAAACGUUUAUUAUAAAUGAUUGUAUGUCUUUAUUUUGUGCCUUUAAGUUGGUCAUAUUUAUGUAAAGUUGAUGUACACAUUAGAUUCCCAUUGUUCAUUUAUUUAUUCCAUAAUAGUCUGAUCUUGCUCUCCAUACACAGAAUGUAGAGUGUGUUUUAUUUGACCAGUGGCACGCCGGCAGAUUUUGGGAAUUGAACCUGUGACUCUUGUUUAACCACUAGUCCACCAUGCUCAUCGUGUCCUCAUUCAGUCAUCCACUGUUAGCAUCCUGUACCUGCUGUUGAUGUGACCUGAUGAGAGCAGAAACACUCUCGCUGUGUGUCACUGUGGUUUGAUGUGUGGUUGUACAAACAUGUUUCUAUGAAGUCAGAUGGUGACUGUUCUGUUUCCAUUAAAACCACCAGGUGUACAAGACAAA